Plasmodium berghei ANKA is the source of this 1128-nucleotide messenger RNA. RefSeq names its product conserved Plasmodium protein, unknown function. The coding region runs from base 1 to 1128 and encodes 375 amino acids. The record is from RefSeq and is a predicted model, not a curated record. The transcript has a single exon. Lineage: Eukaryota; Apicomplexa; Aconoidasida; Haemosporida; Plasmodiidae.
AUGCCUAUUUUUAAUAUAAAAGUUAUAUUUGUUUGCCUCUUUUUUAUUACAAGUAUAAAUAACAUAUUAAUAAAUAAUAAAGGAAGAACUUUGGAAGAUUUAUUCAACCGGAUAUCUAAAAAAAUAUAUUUGCGUGAGUAUAUCAUAAAAAAAAAUAAUACAACUCCAUUUGUUUGCCCAUUUGACAGGGAAAAUAAAAAGACAACAUUUGAUUGUAUCAAAAGAAAAUGGCUAAAAUAUAGUAACCAAUUGUUUAGUAUUUGGAGCAAUAGUAUACCUAAAAUACACGUAAAUGAAAAGUUAGAAAGAGAACAAAUUAAUACGGAAAAUUCAUAUUCCAUAAGAAAAAAGUUAGAGAUUAAUAAAAACUUUAAUUAUUUUGACUUGUCAACUUUAAACACAUAUUGCAAUUUUUAUAAGUUAUGUAUAGCCGAUUUAGUCAAUUAUUACAAACAAAAUAAUGGAUAUAAUAAUUAUCACUUAGGAAAGAUAAAAAAGCGAUAUUUUGUAAAAUCGCAUCAUCUAAACAGUGAUCCAUUAGAAGAAGAAAGUUACAUAUUUAUUAUAGGCCAAAAAAAAGAAAAGUUACGAAUUAAAUCAUCUAUAUAUGACAAAAUCCGUAACUCUGUUAAUAAUACAAUAUAUUAUUAUUAUCUUAUGUUUAUGAACAAAAUAUUAUAUCACACAUUUUACUUAGUGUAUAAUCCUCACACAUAUGAUGAUGUCAAUAAUAGCAACGAUUGGAAUAGUAAUAAUAAUGGAAAUUUUAACAAUACACAAAAUUCAAGUAAUUACAAUUUUAUAAUUUACAAAAAUAAAAUUAUAUACCCUUUCAAAUCUACAAUGGGUACCGCUUCCACCCCCUAUAAAAAUCAUAAUACAAAUAAUAGUUGUAUUUCAGACUUUUAUUUGAUUGAGAUUUGCCAUUGUUUGAAUGGGAUAACGUACAAACAAAGUAUAUAUAGUUUGUUGAAAAAUAUUUCUAAAUUGUAUUUUAAGGCCGAAUUAGUUUCUUAUAUUUUACAAUUACCUCCAGUAUUUUAUCAUAUUUUAAUCAUCAUAAUAUGUUCGAUAAUUUGUUCUUAUAUUUUCUAUAAAAUAUUUCUGAAAUAUAAAAUAAACUUUUAA